UAUGCUUCCUAUAAUGUAUUGGGUGCGUGACAAUGAUAAUAAGAAAGUGUUCAUGCAACACAUCCAUGCUUGAGAACCAUACUCCCGUUGAAGCACCCCUUCCCACUAUUUAUCACUUAAUCACGAACACACUUCACAGCCGAUAGACGGCCGGCAUGCGGAACUUGUUUGGAGAGCUCACAAGGUAUCAUUUUCUGUAUAUCCUAUACCUGUUCCCAUUCUCUGCCUUUUGUCUGGCAAGAGAAACCUUUCCACAAAAGACCGAGCCAGCCAUCAGCCAGCAAACCAUGCUUCGAAACUCAUCCCAACCCACCCAAUCCUUCUUAACUCAACCCAACCCAAACCGCAAACCGGUCCAAAAGAAUAGAAAACAACGCCACCCAUGCUCAGGGAAUCAUGGUCAUAUCAUCGUUAAAAAAGUGCAAGGCCGGUAUAUAAAAAAAAAAACACACACAGAAUAUGGUGGUGGAGUGUACGUCGAAGUAUUGACUGUGUCGGGUGUAACAACCAAACUUCGUGCGGGUGGUUCCAACCGAAUCAAUAACACGUCGUAGCGUUCCAGUCGGCGCGUAAUUAGAGUGGAGGCCUUUUGUAUGUUUAUGUCGCCUCGUUUGAGUAUGCCGGAAUUAGUGACAUCAGAUGGAAGGCUCGCUCGUUGGUGU
Messenger RNA from Parathielavia appendiculata, 662 nucleotides. RefSeq lists its product as uncharacterized. The transcript is spliced from 2 exons. NCBI's taxonomy places the organism in Eukaryota, Fungi, Ascomycota, Sordariomycetes, Sordariales, Chaetomiaceae. The record is from RefSeq and is a predicted model, not a curated record. Bases 156 to 554 code for a protein of 132 amino acids.